Molecule: messenger RNA, 2087 nt
Organism: Gastrolobium bilobum
Lineage: Eukaryota; Viridiplantae; Streptophyta; Magnoliopsida; Fabales; Fabaceae
Product: zingipain-2
Exons: 5
Coding region: 111-1415 (434 amino acids)
Cellular component (GO): lysosome
Molecular function (GO): cysteine-type endopeptidase activity
Source: RefSeq, a predicted model, not a curated record
AUUUACUCAGUUAAUUUUAGUUGGUUGGAUGAUCCAUAUUGAAAAGGCAGGUAGCUUGACCUCGCUUAUCCCUGUUUUUUAGGAAUCCAAACUCGCUUUCCCCAAAAACCAUGAAUUGUUUGCGUACCCUUUUACAAUUGGUGGCUCUGAUUUUCCUUUUCACUCUUUUGUCUUUGGCCUCUGCCUCCGACACCUCUGAAGUCUUCGAAAGCUGGUGCAAGGAACAUGGCAAAACAUACUCUUCCGAAGAAGAGAAACGCUACAGGUUCAAAGUGUUCGAGGACAACUAUGCCUUUGUCGCCCAACACAAUCAAAUUGGAAAUUCUAGUUACACCCUCUCCCUCAACGCUUUCGCCGAUCUCACCCACCAUGAAUUCAAGGCCUCUCGUCUCGGUUUGUCCCCUUCCUUGCUUAGAUUCAACCGUGUCCAGGAUCAACAACCCGAUCACCAUUUGAAUGUUCCUUCUGAGUUUGAUUGGAGAAAGAGCGGCGCGGUUACUCCGGUCAAAGACCAAGGAAGCUGUGGUGCUUGUUGGUCGUUCUCUGCUACAGGUGCUAUUGAAGGUAUAAAUAAGAUUGUCACUGGGUCUCUUGUAAGCCUUUCUGAACAAGAACUGGUAGAUUGUGAUAGAACCUACAACAGCGGUUGUGAUGGGGGUCUCAUGACCUAUGCUUACCAAUUUGUCAUUGAUAACAAUGGGAUUGACACUGAGGAAGAUUAUCCAUAUCAAGGUCGUGAUAGUUCUUGCGAUAAGAACAAGUUAAGAAGGCAUGUUGUUACAAUUGAUGGUUACACUGAUGUGCCACCAAGUAACGAGAAAAAACUACUAAAGGCUGUUGCAUCCCAGCCUGUGAGCGUGGGCAUAUGUGGUAGUGAUAGAGCUUUCCAGUUAUACUCAAAGGGUAUCUUUACCGGGCCAUGUUCAACUUCUUUGGAUCAUGCAGUGUUGAUUGUAGGAUAUGGUUCAGAAAAUGGUGUAGAUUAUUGGAUUGUAAAGAACUCAUGGGGAUCAUCUUGGGGAAUGAAUGGUUACAUACACAUGAUACGAAACAGUGGCAAUUCCCAAGGACUAUGUGGAAUCAACAUGUUAGCUUCAUAUCCUACCAAGACCAGUCCUAACCCUCCUACCCCACCUCCCCCAGGUCCUACAAAAUGUAGUCUGUUUACUUACUGUUCAGAAGGGGAAACAUGUUGCUGUGCUAGGCGCCUUCUUGGAAUAUGCUUUUCAUGGAAAUGCUGUGGGUUAACUUCUGCUGUGUGUUGUAAGGACAAGCGCUACUGUUGCCCCCAAGAUUAUCCUGUUUGUGAUACAAGAAGGGGCCAAUGUCUUAAGAGAAUUGCAAAUGGAACGACAACAAUGGCAUCUGAGAAAGAGGGCUCUUUCCGUAAGCCAAGAGGAUGGGAAUCUCAUUAAGGUUUUAUGUUUUACGUCAUCCAUUUGUAUUAUUCAGCCAUUCUAGUUGCUCUCCUGUUUGUAUUACUAGUAUCCGUUUACGGUUCAAAAGCAAACAAAUUUUGACGAAUGGAUUAUAUUCAUUAUGGUAUGGGGAUAUUGAUAGGGUAGGGAAUGUGCGUACAAUCCGAGUGUAAUACUGCAGAGUACACAUCUAUGUUUUGGUAUGUAUUCUUGCCCACAGGCCACAGCUUUAUUAGCAUAAAGUUGUUAAUACGAGAAUGUGACUUAUGAAGACAAUUCUUGUAAUAACUUGCUUCUUAAGUUCGUGGGACUAGAGACAAGGACAAGAAUGUGGUAUAUACUGCCCCAAGAAACAGCCCCGAGGCCUCUCCUAGAGCCUGUUCUGUCUCAAGUUAGAUUACAAUUGCAGAUGAUGUGUUGUGAUUUUCAAGAUUGGUGAAAAUGGGAUGAAUAAUUGUGUUCAUUUCGGUUGUUUAUGGCAUACUUGGAUUAAUAGUUUACAUAUUGUUGGAUGAUGAAAUAUGUGAAAUAGUGGUGUUUAUUAAGGAGACAGGUGGUGGCAAAUUAUUGUGCCCAAAUAAUAGGUAGACAGUCAAAAGAAGUGUGUCUGCACGCAGUUAGAAAAAUAAGGAUUUCAAGAAUUAUCUGUAAGGUUUAAUUCUUUAUUUA